GGGACGCACGCUCGGUCCAGCCGUAUGUUACCAGCAGUUGCCGGGGGAAACGACAGUUAGACGGAGAAACACUUUUUCAGAAAAGGAAAAAAAGUGCUGAUAACGAUUUGUCUCGUCGCAGAGGAAUACUUCUCAAUAGGAAGGUUACAUCCCUCGGAGGACACAGUGAGAAGACGGCGAGCAUUGCAGCAGCAUGGUUACCACAAAGGGAACUGGUCUGAAUCCCAAUGCUAAAGUGUGGCAGGAAGUCCCUGCCCACCAGGAUGACCUCCCAGAGGGGACAGAUGAUUCUUCUUGGCUGCCCAGCUGCCCUCCUGCUGAGAUGACGAACGGUUACUCAAACGUUCUUUCUGCAGGGAGUAAAGGAUGCGACAUUGAAUGCCCCGACAGUCCUCCUGAUGAUGCCCCUGUACCCACUGAGGAUAUGAACAUGAAUGACGUCCACCACCCUGACUUGGAGUAUUUAGUCUGUGACCCACAAAGUGAAGUGGCUAUAGAUGAUGUUUCUAAGGAACAACCAAUGUCUGAAGAGAGCCUUAGAGAGUCUUUGAAGAAACAGCUUGAGUUCUGCUUUUCUAGAGAGAACCUUUCCAAGGACCUGUACCUGAUCUCCCAGAUGGACAGUGAUCAUUUUGUUCCGAUCUGGACCGUUGCUUCUAUGGAGGAUAUUAAAGCCCUCACCACUGAUAGGGACCUUAUUGUGAAUGUACUACGAGCCUCUCCCAUGGUACAAGUUGAUGAAAGUGGAGAGAAGGUUCGGCCAAAUCACAGUCGCUGCAUCAUUAUUCUGAGAGAGGUGCCAGAAACGACACCUGUUGAGGAGGUGGAGGAUCUAUUUAAGAGCGAAAACUGUCCAAAAGUAUUAUGUGCCGAGUUUGCACAUAACAGCAAUUGGUACAUAACGUUUCAAUCGGAUAUGGAUGCACUACAGGCUCUCAGAUACUUAAGAGAGGAAGUGAAAACCUUCCAGGGAAAACCAAUCAUGGCCCGCAUUAAAGCCAUUAACGCAUUCUUUGGUAAGAAUGGCUUCCGCAGUGUGGAUUCAAGUGUGUACAGUCAGCCUGCCCAACCACAGGCCCAGUAUGGUUCCCCUGUCUAUGUGCAGCAGAUGUACAGCCCUCAGCAGCAGUACCCUGUUUAUCCUGUGGUGUCUCCCUCCUGGAACCCUUCAGUCGUGCCUUACUUUGAAACACCACUGGCACCUUUCCCUAAUGGAGCAUUCAUGAAUAGCUACACUGGUGCUGGUAACUACAAAGCAAACUCAAGCUCCACCAACACCCAUCGACCCAUGAACAGGAACCGAAACCACAUGAAGGGUCACCACAGGCCUGCUGACUGUCCCCCUUCUUCUCCUUCUUCUUUGGCUCUUGGGUCUCUGAUGGACAGCCUGCCUGCUCCCCUGAGUCCACAGUCUCUUCAAACUUCAGAACCAGGGUCUCUGCACUCCUUCAGUCUUAAAGAAACUUCCUUACAGGCCAACUUUUCCUUUGGAGAUCCGAGUGGGGGUGGACGAGGCAGGAGAGGAGGCCACCGAGGCAUGAGGAGGAAAAGGGAAGAUGAACAGAAUGUGCGUCCUGUCCCUUUGAUGGAGGCCAGGGUACCGCCACCAAAUUUUGAACUGGAAGCUUCCAGUUUUCCUCCUUUACCGGGAUCUGUGGUCAGCACACGGGAAGAAACCACACCCGAAAUGCGCCUCUCUGAUGUUGUGCGUGGCCUAAAAGGCACUAACAAGUUUAUAAGCCAAGAAGCUACGGAGGCUGCUAAACCUGCUCCUGUGACACUGCAUACAGUGGCACCACCCACCUCAUGUAUUUCUCCAGUGAAGGAAGAGGAUCAAGUUGAACAUCCCGUCCCAGAAAACCAUCCAACCAUCUCUCCACCCCCACAGGCAGUUUCUCCAGUAGCCUCAGAACAUGGCUCCUCCACCUGUGGCCAGUCUGAUCCAACAGAAGUACCUUCUCCAGCUCCCUCAACUCCAACAUCAGAGCUUGGCCUCAAAAAGCUCAGCUACGCAGAAGUGUGCCAGCGGAUGGCCAAGGACAAGCCACCAGCACCGACACCCUCUCCUUCACUCCCUGCCUCUUCAGCUAGCCAACCGCUGCAAGAGCUCAAAGUCAACAGGGGGGAAGAGGCUUGCCCCAACGUUAGAAGCAGGACAGGGAAACCAGAGAAAAGUGAAGGCAGCCGUCCACCUCGUCAACCAUUACGCUCUUUCAGAGGGGGGAAUAACCAAGCCAGAGCUGGAGGUGCAGGCCGGAAAAUUGGGGAGUAUCAGAGAGGCAUGAACAGUGGCAAACCGUUUACUCAACAGCGCGGCACCAGACGCAGUGGCAAGGAACAGAACAUUCCCCCAAGUUCACCAAAAUGACUUAAGAAAGGGGAGCCUUUUAAACAUGAACUGCAACAGUAAACGUAUAUGUAAAUAUAUAGUAUAUGUAAAUAUAUAGUAUAUGUAAAUAGACAGAUGAACAUAUAUAAAAAUUGACAGCUGAUGUCAAAAGAUUCUCUUAACAUUAUUGCAGACCAGAAAUGAUUUGAAUAGGUUAAGUAAGUAGUUGUUCCUUUUUUAGGGAAACUGAAAUGGUCUGCUGAAAGAAUCACAGACGGGGUGAUGGAACAUACUGUACUUGGUAGUGAAGUAAUGUCACCAUAUAUGGGACAAGAGUGUGUGUGUGUGCACACGUGUGCGCAUGUUGAAGAAAAUGAAAACUAGAAAUGGGGAUCUUGUAUCUUCAAAUGUUGGUGGAGCUUGUUAACAUUCAAAAUGACCAUAUGGCACAACUGGAUGGAUUUGGUUGUUUGCAUGUGGUUCAUCUUCAGCUUUUUGUCAGACUUGUUUCCUGAAUGCUGACAAGGAUGUACGAUUAUUUAUGAAAUGGAACAUGAAUCCACUGCAUGAUAAUAGAAACGGGUUAUGUGAUUAACCACAGAAAGUUUGAGUUUUGACGAGUGAUUAUGAAAUCAUGCACAAGACGAUGAUGAAACAUGGAUUCAAAUGGUCUAAUUAUCAUCAAAUGUUUUGGCAGUGUUUGUCUUUGCAGUCUUUGUGGUGCUGAUGUGCUACUGCUGGCAUUUGAAAUAAGAGAUGUAGUAUAACGAAUAGUUCAGCUUUAGUUUUGCAUGAUUUUUUUUUUUUUUUUUUUUUUUUUUUACUCUUGUACUAAUCAGUAACUUGUUUCUAAAUUGUUUAGCUUCAUUAAACAUUAGCAGAAGCAGAAAAUACUGUUCCUCUAUUUCACCAGAUACUGGUGUCUAUCAGAAUCAAGACCUUUGUUUCAGGUCUAAUCUUUUCCUAGAUCUGUUUAACUGUGAGUAGUUUAAAGUCAUCCAGUAAACUACAGUUGUUCACCAUGAUAACUCGCUGUAUAGUCUUGACUAGGUAAGAAACGCAUGCAUACUUGUCAUGUGAAUAGAGUUCAGUAAUUGGGGAGUUCAUUUUCACUAUUUAGAGAAGGGUAAAAGGUGUAACUAAUACCAUGAAUGUAAAUUUCUAACACAUGCAGGAUUUUUUUUUCCUUCAAUGAAAAUUGGUCACCUGCUGAUUAAAAGUGGCUGUUUGAUGCUGUGGCAAGUGUUUUGGUUUGGAUGUGAUUUGGAGACAUUGCCUGCAUCUGUUUUGAUUUAGGUGAACGUAGUCUAUCAAAUCAUGUAAAUGUCUGUGUACUUAAGCUUUCUUGGGUGUAGAUACAAUUUUUUUGUGCACUUUCUUUCCUGCUGCAGAAGCUCUUUGAAUUCCAUUUUUGAAUCAACGUUGUAGUGGUAUUUGUGUCAUAUUUGGGGACUGUGGUGUUGACUAUUCUGAGAAGGAAAUACUGUAUUGAAAACAUGGUUAAAUGGUCAUCUUUAGAUGACUUGAUUUUGAAUAGAAUGUACUUGUAACAGCUGUGAUAACUCCUUAAAUCGUGUGGCUUUAUAUAAUUAAUUACAGAAGCAAGAUUGGAAAGGUUGGGCAGAAAAACAGAACAUAAGUUUUUAUGUGUUUUCAUUUCAUUUGCAUGACCUGUGCUGUUGCAAACACAUUUGUGAUGGUAAAAAAAAUACACAUUUUCAGGUUCAGGGGAAUUAAACAGGCUUUUGUCUUUGUACAGUAUUUUGUUAAUCAGUUGUCUCCUAUAGUGUAUGAUUUGUCUGUAUCUGACUGUGUAAACUUGGCUGCAAAAGAGAGAUGGCUUCUGCCUCAGACUACAUGGAACUGUUCACUCCCCAAACCUCCAGUGCCUUAACAUUGUUUCAUUUCAUUUGAACAGAACAAAAUAGAGCACACCAGGCUGGUUCAUUUGUUCUCUAAAGCAUGGAUGUGAUACUAGAUUCUAUCCAAUGCAAAUCUCAGUUUAUAGUAACUACAGUUGACUGGAGUGAAGCUUACCAUGUACUCUUGCAUGCUCGUCUGUCCAUUAUGUGUAAAUGAGUCUGUUAUGUUAACUUGCCAAUGCAAUCAGUCUUAUAUUAAAUUUUUUGCUUAUAACUGUCUCAAUCAAACUAGAUAUUGCAAUUUUCAGUCAAGUAGACACUGGUUUUAACAAAUACAUACUUAAUCACUGAGCAUAUUGUAUGAAAAUAAAGAUUUAUUUUUUAACA
Solea solea (common sole) is the source of this 4578-nucleotide messenger RNA. RefSeq names its product La ribonucleoprotein 4Ab (gene larp4ab). Gene Ontology annotation, cellular component: cytosol; cytoplasmic stress granule. The record is from RefSeq and is a predicted model, not a curated record. Gene Ontology annotation, biological process: positive regulation of translation. NCBI's taxonomy places the organism in Eukaryota, Metazoa, Chordata, Actinopteri, Pleuronectiformes, Soleidae. The coding region runs from base 194 to 2368 and encodes 724 amino acids. Gene Ontology annotation, molecular function: mRNA 3'-UTR binding. The transcript is spliced from 15 exons.